UAUGUCUAAUGUCAAUGAAAAUUGAUGAUAAACAUGCGGUUUGAGGUUAAAAAUAAAAAAUUUAUGUUUCUUACAUUAAGUUAAGGUAAAGGAGUAUUAAAUUAAAAGUUAUAGAAAGCAGUAAUAAUGGUGAAGAAGAAAAUAGAUAACCGUAUAAGGGUUAUGAUUGAAAAUGGGGUGAAGCUUGGCCACCGGACGAUGUUUCUCCUCGUAGGAGACAAAAGCCGAGAUCAAGUACCUAUUCUAUAUGAUAUGUUAGUAAAGUCAACAGUAAAGGCCAGGCCUACAGUACUAUGGUGCUAUAAGAAUAAAGAUGAAGCUAUAAGCAAUCAUGGACGUAAAAGGGCAAAGAAGAUAGCUGCUGGUAAAUUAGAAGUCUCAGAAGAAUCUCUAUUUGAUUCAUUCAGAGUUGCUACAACAAUACACGGCCGAUACUACUCUGAGAGCCAUGCUAUGCUAGGACAGACUUAUGGUGUUUGUGUUUUACAGGACUUUGAAGCUUUGACACCGAACUUGAUGGCUCGAACAGUUGAAACGGUUGAAGGAGGUGGUCUUAUUAUUUUCUUGCUGAAAACUAUGGACUCUUUGAGGCAAUUGCACUCAAUAUCAAUGGAUGUACAUUCAAGAUUCAAAACAGAAGCCUAUGAUACAGUCGUAAAUCGUUUCAACGAGCGAUUUCUACUGUCGCUAGCCGAUAACCCGCGCUGCCUAGUUCUGGACGACACGCUGACUGUGCUUCCUAUAUCAUCUAAAACUGCACAAAUUGAACCUGUUGACGCUGUUCCAGAGCGAGUAAAUCCAAAACUGAAAGAUUUAGUAUCGUCAUUGUCAGAUUCACCACCAGCUGGUCCACUGGUCGCAUUAUGUCGCACGUACGAACAGGCGACGGCACUCGUCGCGCUUAUCAAUACUUUAGCAGACAAACAGUCCAGGCCACCUCACUGCCUCACAGCGGCUAGAGGUCGAGGCAAAUCUGCCUGUCUCGGCCUAGCAGUUUCCGCAGCAGUAGCUCUAGGCUACGUCAACAUUUACGUCACAUCUCCACAUCCGGAGAACUUGAUCACGUUGUUCGAAUUCGUGCUAAAAGGCUUAGACGCCUGUCUGUAUCAAGAGCACAUAGAUUAUAAUAUCGUGAGGUCAACUAAUCCGGACUUUAAGAAGGCAAUAGUGAGAAUCAAUAUCGCAAGGAAUUCGAGGCAGACUGUACAGUACAUAACCCCGGACGACCACUCUCUGCUGUCGGUGGCAGACCUGGUGCUAGUGGACGAAGCGGCGGCCAUCCCGUUAGUCCACGUGGCCGCAGCCGCCUCCAAGGCGCCACUGGCCUUUCUAUCUUCGACUGUGUCUGGAUAUGAAGGGACAGGACGUGCUUUGUCCUUAAAACUCUUCGCUCAACUACAGAAUGAAAAUAAUGCUCCACCGCCGAUAAAAUUAGAAGAACCCAUACGUUAUCGCGCUGGGGAUCCAAUAGAGAGUUGGCUCAACUCAUUCCUAUGCCUCGAAGCACCUACUCCAUCAUUAGGGGUAGGAUCUCCGCCUCCAGCAUCCUGUGAAUUGUUACGAGUCAAUCGUGAUGCAUUGUUUUGCUAUCAUCGCGCUGCAGAGGCGUUUCUACAUCGUCUCGUCGCUAUAUACGUCGCCAGUCAUUAUAAGAAUAGUCCCAACGACAUCCAACUCCUGGCGGAUGCGCCGGCGCACUGUCUGUUCGUAUUGCUCGCACCCACACCUCCAAAAUCGACGACUAUGCCGGAAAUUCUGUGCGUCAUACAGCUGUGCCUCGAAGGAAACUUAUCAGACAGAUCUGUAAAAGACAGCCUAGGUAGAGGUAGGAAAGCCGCCGGAGAUUUAAUACCUUGGAAUAUCUGUGAGCAGUUUGGCGAUAAGGACUUCCCGAAACUGUCUGGAGCUCGAGUCGUUAGGAUAGCUACACAUCCGUCCUAUCAACGCAUGGGUUACGGCAAAAGAGCUUUGCAGCAAUUAGCGGCAUACUAUUCGGGGGACAUCCCGUGCCUCGACGAAGUUCCUAGCGAUGACGAUGAUGCGCAAACGCAAACCAAAUCGGAAUCGUUACAUACUGAAACUAUAGUUCCAAGAUCAAAACCGCCAACACUCCUAAAGCGACUGACAGAAGUGAGGCCGGAGCAUUUGGACUAUUUGGGAACCAGUUUCGGACUUACUGAGGAGCUAUUGAAAUUUUGGAAAUCUCAGAAAUAUAUGCCGGUUUAUCUAAGUCAAAAAGCAAACGAACUGACAGGCGAACAUUCCUGCAUAAUGUUACGAUCGCUUCAAGACACUACAUGGCUCGCUGCGUACAAUGCAGAUUUCAGGCUUAGGUUUUCACGGCUUCUAGGAAGAGUGUUUAGAAAACUACCGGCGUCUCUAGCUUUGUCUACUCUGCUGAAUGAGAGUGUGAAGAUUAAUAAGCCAGUACUAACAAAACAGUUGAUUGAACAAUAUCUGUCCGGGCACGACCAGUCCCGCAUAGAAUCUUACUGUAGACAGCAGGCGGAUUAUAGGCUGUUGACGGACCUAUUGGCGCCGUUGGCGAAUGUCGUUUUCCAUACUAAAGUGAAGCUAAAAUUGGAUGCUAUACAACAGGUUCUCUUCGUAGCAAUGGGUUUCCAAAUGAAGGACGUUGAUGAUAUCGCAGGCGAACUGGGUCUCCCCGCUUCCCAAAUCCUAGCGAAAUUUUACGAAGCAUGCAAAAAGAUAAACACAGCUCUCAAUUCCAUCUUAGAAGUUACUGUGGCCAAGGAAAUGGGUAUAGAAGACAAAACAUCAGAAGUCAGCACCGAGGGGCCAAUGAAACAGAGUCUCCAAGAAGAAUUGACGAAGGCUGCUAAGGACCUAGAACGAAAGCAGCGCAAAGAGCUUUCUAGAUUAAUGGGCGAAGACCUGGCGCAGUAUCGCAUCAAGGGAAGCGAUCUAGACUGGGGACAAGCGCUGAACACUUCCACUCAAAAACACCUCGUUUCUGUAAAAAGUGGUGAAAAACGUCUGGGAGACGACAGCAAAGAGAUCGAUGAACUCAUAGAAGCGCAUUCUAAGAAGAAAAAGAAGAAGCACGUUCGAAAUCAAUAAACUGACUUCCUAAGAUCUACCGCAAA
Molecule: messenger RNA, 3107 nt
Organism: Pararge aegeria (speckled wood butterfly)
Lineage: Eukaryota; Metazoa; Arthropoda; Insecta; Lepidoptera; Nymphalidae
Product: RNA cytidine acetyltransferase
Exons: 18
Coding region: 127-3081 (984 amino acids)
Biological process (GO): rRNA acetylation involved in maturation of SSU-rRNA
Cellular component (GO): nucleolus; 90S preribosome
Molecular function (GO): ATP binding; tRNA binding; 18S rRNA cytidine N-acetyltransferase activity
Source: RefSeq, a predicted model, not a curated record